Messenger RNA from Ictalurus furcatus (blue catfish), 2160 nucleotides. RefSeq names its product scavenger receptor cysteine-rich type 1 protein M130-like. The transcript is spliced from 8 exons. Lineage: Eukaryota; Metazoa; Chordata; Actinopteri; Siluriformes; Ictaluridae. The record is from RefSeq and is a predicted model, not a curated record. Gene Ontology annotation, cellular component: membrane. The coding region runs from base 1 to 2160 and encodes 719 amino acids.
AUGGACGAUGCUGCAGUGGUGUGUAGAGAGCUGCGCUGUGGGGAGGCUGUAAAUGCACCACAAUACGGUCACUUUGGACCAGGAUCAGGAGAAAUCUGGAUGGUUUUUGUACGCUGUAGUGGAUCAGAGUCGACACUGAAGAACUGUGGAUCAUUUGGGAGGGGGGAACAGUACUGUGAUCAUGGUGAAGAUGCUGGAGUCACCUGCUCAGGUCAGAAUUCGAGACUCACUGCUGGUCCUCACCGGUGCUCUGGGAGAGUGGAGGUGCUUCUUGGAGGUUCCUGGUCCACAGUGUGUGAUGCUGACUUUGACCAGCAGGAUGCAGAGGUUGUGUGUCGAGAGCUGGGCUGUGGGAUUCCUGCGGAGGUUCUGGGAUCAGCUGCUUUUGGCCGAGGGGAGGCUCAGGUGUGGACAGAGGAGCUUCAGUGUCACACAGGGGCGCGGCUGGUGAAGGGACCGGACUCCUGUUCUGGUCGAGUGGAGCUCCAGUACCUCGGUGACUGGGGCACAGUUUGUGCUGUAGGCUGGGAUAUGAGAGAUGCAGAUGUUCUCUGUGCACAGCUGGAUUGUGGGAGUGCUGUGGCUGUGGUGGAGGUGGACUGGUUUGGGGAGGGGAGUGGCCACAUCUGGGCUGAUGUGUUUGAUUGUCAGGGGAAGGAGACACACCUAUCACAAUGUGGCAUCUCAUCAUGGAGUCGAGCUGCAUGCUCUCAUAAACACGAUGCUGGAGUCGUCUGUAAUGGAUCAUCCGUGGCGUUUCAUGAGGGGCGAGUGCGGUUGUCUGGAGGGAGCGAGUGUCAGGGGGAGGUGGAGAUUUAUUUCAGGCAGGACUGGAGGAGAGUUCUCCUGGACUCGUGGAGUCUGUCUGAGGCGUCUGUGCUCUGCAGACAGCUGGGCUGUGGCUCCGUGCUGAACUACCGCUCCUCUCCAUCCACCACUGAACACAAACACAUGUGUGUAACGGGUUUCAGCUGCUCUGGGAGUGAAGCUCAUCUGGGGAACUGCAGCAGUGCACAACCUGUCAACUGCAGCUCCGGGGAACAGCUGUACAUCACCUGCUCAGGUAAGCAGUCCAUCAGACUGGUCGGUUCUGGGGGAGACUGUGCAGGAAGGCUGGAGGUUUUCCACAGCGGCUCGUGGGGGACAGUGUGUGAUGACUCGUGGGAUAUUGAGGAUGCGCAGGUGGUGUGCAGACAGCUGCAGUGUGGAGUGGCCCUCAGUACCCACAUACCAGCCUGGUUUGGUCCUGGAACUGGGUCCAUAUGGCUGAAUGAGGUGGAGUGUGAGGGGAACGAGACGUCCCUGUGGAACUGCAGAUUUCAGCUGUGUGAAGAGGGUGAAUGUGGACACCAGGAGGACGUAGGAGUCGUGUGCUCAGAGUUUAAAGAGAUCCGACUCACGGAGGGCUGUGAGGGGAAUCUGGAAGUGUUCUACAAUGGAACCUGGGGUAAUGUGUGUCACAACGAGAUGGAGAUGGAGUUAGAAACAGCAGAUAUGGUGUGUCGAGAGCUGAACUGUGGAAGACGCGAGCGUUUGGACUCGGCCAGAGCGAGAGUCGAAUCUGCUCCUAACUGGCUGGAUCAUGUGAAAUGUAGGAAACACGACUCUAAUCUGUUGAAGUGUCCAUCUUCACCCUGGGGACAGAACAGAUGUGAUAAUCGUGCUGAGGUGGUUCAGAUUACCUGCACAGAGCACUGGUCUCUCAGGCUGAGUGGAGGAGAGGGAAGCUGCUCUGGGAGGUUGGAGGUGUAUCAUAACGCUACGUGGGGCUCCGUUUGUGAUGAUCAGUGGAACAUCAGGAUCGCUCAGGUGGUGUGCAGACAGCUGGGCUGUGGGUCGGCGCUGAGUGCUGAUAGGAAUGUUAGUUCUGGUCCUGGUGAAGGGACUAUCUGGCUGAACAGAGUGAAGUGUCGAGGGGAUGAGAUUCACCUGUGGGACUGUCAUCAUUCCCUGAAGAAACACACUGACUGCUCUCAUGCUGGAGUCACCUGUGCAGUAAGAGCUCCUCCAAAUCCUCCAGCACCUAAAGCUCCACCCACCCCUCCACUGGUUCUCUUUGUGUUGGGAACGCUGCUCUUCCUGGCCUUAGUGCUUCUGCUGGUCCUGUUUUACCAGAACAGAGUGCUCAGGAGAGGUACGAGACAUACCUGUAAAUACUAA